Molecule: messenger RNA, 486 nt
Organism: Dendrobium catenatum
Lineage: Eukaryota; Viridiplantae; Streptophyta; Magnoliopsida; Asparagales; Orchidaceae
Exons: 3
Coding region: 1-486 (161 amino acids)
Source: RefSeq, a predicted model, not a curated record
AUGACAGGCGACGCAACGGAUGGAACAUCGCCAGUACAAAGCAAGUGCUCUUCUUUUCGUCUUGCCCUGUUUGGGCUUGACGUUCUCGAUGGGGGAUCCGUCAUCGACGGCUUGAGAUCAUAUUUUAUAUUGAACUGUCAAAUGCGGGUUUUGAAAUUUACUCCAUUAUUUUAUGUGAGGGAAGAAUCCCCUAUAGUGCCUAUAUGGAUAUCUUUUCAUAAUAUUAUACUUCAUUUCUUUAAUGCUAAAGUUCUUUUUGCACUUGGCUCUGUUUUUGGCCGUCCCUUGCAAACUGACCAUGCCACAGCUUCAAGAACCAGACCUUCUGUGGCGAGGAUCUUAGUUGAAGUGGAUAUUACUAAGAAACAUGCUAAGGAGAUUUGGAUUGGUUCUAAAGCAUUCGGUUACCAUCAAAAAGUUGAAUUUGAAAAAGUGCCAGACUUCUGUAAUCACUGUAAAACACAUGGGUAUGCGGCGGCUGAAUGA